AUGAAGGCCUUCACCGCGAUCUUUGCUAUUGGAGCCAUCCUCAGCACCACCUUGGCCUCACCCGUUGCUGUCGGCGAUGUGGCCGUCGAACGACUUGAGGUCGAACAGCGUGAUGUUGAGGUCGAUAUCGCCACUCGACAGCUUGAACCAAUCUCCGGGCUGCCGAGUUUGCCACCUAUCACACUUCCCGCAAAUCCAAGUGACUUGGGCCCUGCCCUCUCAAAUGCCCUGUCGCAGGUAGUGACUAUCCUUGGCGUCAUCAGGGCUGGUCUUCCUCAGACACCUGGGCUCCCACCACUGCCAGAUCUGCCUGCUCUCCCUGGAGUCACAAUCCCAGCCCCUGGCUUGCCAGUAUCGCCUGAUGCUCUAGUAGCACAACUUGCUUUGCUGCAAAGUCGGCUUGCGAUCCUUCAACAAAUUUUUGGUAGCCUUCCAAUUGGUGCAAACCUCGACCAAUUGAGGGAUGCUCUGAACAUUCUCAGACAGAUCCAGGCUCAGACGACCCCUGUUCUCGCCGUCAUCCGCAGCCUCGUCGGAUCCGGUGGUCUUCCGUUGCCUGCAAACCUCCCGGGUGUCGAGGCUAUCUCAUCGAUCCUGAGCACUCUUCUGAGCCUGCUCGGCGCCCUAUUUGGAGUUCUCCCAAUCUUUGGAGGUAUUGGUGGCGCUGCGAAUUAAUGGCAUACAUCUAUCUACAGGCCUUCCCAUCCGGCAGAGUGUUUUAUGACUGUUGAUAGCUCAUUUCAAGCUUCUGGGUGAUAGUGGUAUCCGGCUGUGAGCGGAGCAGGUUAUAUUGGCAAGCUGUGGCUCGCCAGUGAACAUGUGCUAUUCACUCGUGCCAGACGGUUG
Diaporthe batatas is the source of this 846-nucleotide messenger RNA. RefSeq lists its product as uncharacterized. NCBI's taxonomy places the organism in Eukaryota, Fungi, Ascomycota, Sordariomycetes, Diaporthales, Diaporthaceae. The transcript is spliced from 3 exons. Bases 1 to 675 code for a protein of 224 amino acids. The record is from RefSeq and is a predicted model, not a curated record.